CUGAGAGGUACACUUUGUUCUCUUGUAAUAGCAGUUAUUUCAUUGUGCAUCGUAGCCUCCUGCAAAACAAGUCAACGCAUCCGUCAAUAUGUCCAAUUUGAACAUCAGCAGUCUCUUUAGCGUUAAAGACAUGAUCUUCGUGAUCACUGGGGGCGGUUCCGGUAUCGGAGCCAUGUUCGCCAAAACACUCGCGACAAACCAUGCCUCUAAAGUCUACAUUCUUGGUCGACGUAUUCCUGCCCUUGAAUCCGUCGCUUCAGAUUUUCCGAAAAUUAUCAUCCCAAUACAAUGCGACAUCACCUCCAAAGAUUCCCUUUCAGCAGCUGUGUCACGAGUCGAAACAGAAUCCGGUUUCGUAAACUGUGUGAUCGCAAAUUCCGGAGCUACUGGUCCAGACAUGUAUGGUUUGCCGAAAGACCGCAAGCCAAGCUUAGAAGAGGUUCAGAAGUACCUGUGGGAGACGCCAAUGGCGGACUUCACGCAGGCUUAUGAGGUAAACACGACCGCAUGCUUUUACACGCUCGUCGCGUUUCUGGGGUUGCUAGGAAAGGGCAAUGAGAGUGAGGUUGCAAAGAUUAUAGGUGUGAAGAGUCAGUUCAUUGUCACAGGGAGUAUCGGCGCCAUGAGUCGAAGGCCGGGAAUGGGAUUUGCGUAUGCUGGUAGUAAGAUGGCGAUCAUCCAUAUCGUUAAGCAGCUCUCCACGAUGUUGGCGGAUUGGCGAUUUGACAUUCGUGCGAAUUGCUUCUGUCCGGGUGUUUACCCGAGCGAUAUGAGCAAGGGAUUGAUGGGAGAUAACGAUCUCACGGCUGAAGGUUCUAUCUCACCAGAAGUGGUGCCUCUUACACGAGCAGGCACUGCCGAAGACGCUGGCGGUGCGCUCGUCUUCAUGUGCAGUAGAGCUGGCGCUUACACAAACGGCAACGUAUUGAUUUCUGAUGGUGGGCGUAUGUCGAUUGUGCCUGCAACCUAUUAAAUUACAAUAUGAGCCC
Messenger RNA from Paraphaeosphaeria sporulosa, 989 nucleotides. RefSeq names its product short chain dehydrogenase/reductase family. Gene Ontology annotation, molecular function: oxidoreductase activity. The record is from RefSeq and is a predicted model, not a curated record. Lineage: Eukaryota; Fungi; Ascomycota; Dothideomycetes; Pleosporales; Didymosphaeriaceae. The coding region runs from base 89 to 973 and encodes 294 amino acids. The transcript has 5 exons.